Molecule: messenger RNA, 2261 nt
Organism: Eleginops maclovinus (Patagonian blennie)
Lineage: Eukaryota; Metazoa; Chordata; Actinopteri; Perciformes; Eleginopidae
Gene: amz2
Product: archaemetzincin-2
Exons: 7
Coding region: 374-1459 (361 amino acids)
Biological process (GO): proteolysis
Molecular function (GO): metallopeptidase activity
Source: RefSeq, a predicted model, not a curated record
AAUGCGGAAACCGCUUCCGGUGUGAACAUGGUGAACUUCUUAUCUACUUUUAACAUUAAUAUUAGCAUUUACGAAUACAUUGAUUAACAUGGCGUAAAAGAAGGGUUUUGGUAGUGUCGAGAUCAGCCUUCUUGCGUUGUUGAACGUAAGUGUAUAUAUUACAGUUUAUUCUCAGUCGCUUUGGUAAGUGACAUUUUCAGACGUUUUCAAUACGAUUUGUUCAACCUCCACAAUUAACACAUUAUAUCACAUUAUGGCAUCAAUUUCUUAUUAUAUUUAAUCAAUUUAAAACGCUCUUGCACAUUCUCCCCAUGAUCAACAUUUAAAUGUCACUGCAUUUCUGUCAUAAGCAUUCAGGUAGCCCAACAACCAUAUGAAGGUAAUCCAGCACUCUGUCCAGGCAUUACAGACAGCUCUGGUCUCCAAUCAUAAAGACUUAGCUAAACUUUACAGCAAGUACACAAAAGAAGAAAGGCAUCUCCUGGAGGAAGGAUUCCUCGCAGGGCAGCAGUCGGAUUCCCUUUUCCAACCCAUCACAGUGCACUCUGACUCAGACUGGAUCUCCACUCACCCUGAGGAGCAUCAGGACUUUGAGAAUUUCUACAGAGGCCGUUCCCGCAAAACCCCCAAUGCAAGCCACAAAACUAUUUACAUUCAAACCAUAGGUUCCUUUGGAGAGGCAGGGGCUCAGACGGACCAGUAUGUGGAGUGGCUCAGAGAAUAUUGCCAGACGUUUUUCUACAGGCUUUCUGUCAAGUUACUGCCGGCGGUUACUGUGGCUGAAACAAAAUGCUCCUUCAGGGUGAACAGCAACUCCCACAACCUUCAGAUACUCACUGGUGACCUGCUACAUUUCCUGUGGAAUAGGAAACCACAAGAUGCUUUCUGUAUUGUUGGGAUCACAAUGAUUGACCUCUACCCCAAAGACUCCUGGAACUUUGUUUUCGGGCAGGCUUCUCUUAGUGACGGAGUGGGAGUUUUCAGCUUCGCCAGGUAUGAUGACAGCUUCUACAGCUGCAGUUAUGCAGGGAGACUGAAGAAAAGGCUUCACCCAAAGCAGGAGAACUACUCUGUGUUUGACGGUUAUUACACCCCUCCCAUCACCAGCUCUCUGCUGCUUCGAUCCUGCAAGACAAUGACCCAUGAGAUUGGCCACAUGUUUGGGUUAAAGCAUUGCCAGUGGCUGAGCUGUGUCAUGCAGGGCUCCAAUCAUCUGGAGGAGUCUGACCGCCGCCCGCUGGAUUUCUGUCCCAUCUGCCUUCGCAAGCUACAGGUCACUAUCGGCUUCAAAAUAGCUGAACGAUACAAGGCCUUAGUGUACUGGAUGGAGGAAGAACAAACACAUAAACCAGAGGAGUCCUCCACCUGUCAGUCUGCGCUCCACUUUCCCAAACCAACAGAAGCCUUCCAGACCUCCAGACUGUGGCUGCACAGGUGCCUGGACAUUCUGCAGGAAUAAAAGGUGAACUCUAGUACUUAUAGUCAAAUCUGGAUAAGAUCUGAAAAUUAAUGAAACAGCUCCUGCUUAUUAAUGUAUUCAAUGUAUGUGCUUAAUAUUUCUGGUGUUACAGAAUCAGAAAUACUUCAUUCAUCCCAAACUGGGAUUUAAAAAAAAAAAUACAAUAUGAAGCAUAACAAAUAAUGAGAAAUAAAAAUAAGAAAUAUACAGAUGUACAAAUAGUGCAAUGAAGUGGAAUAUUAAAUACAAUAUAAAUACAAAAAAGACCAUUAUUAAAGGGCGUCUUUAUUUUGUUUAUGCACCUUUAUUUGAGGAUGUGCACAGCUAGAAAAUCAUCGAGGUGUAUAUUGAGUUCCUUUUGAAUUUCCAGGCAGAAUGACUUUUGGUUGAAUGUCAAAAUCUAAAUCAAAAUGAAAAUGUGUUGUACAUAUAUAGAUAUAGAUUUAUUUAUAUAAAAAAGGUAUAAAAACUUUUUGAUAAUUUGAAGUAAAUUGUGGGACAAAUACAAUAGCAUAAAUAAGUUGCUUGCUGUCGGCCGUGCGAUGCUUUUUUUAGAGCUUGAUACCCAGAGAUGUCCCGAAAACAGCAACAUUUCAAAGCAAAAUACAAGUAUUUAAGUUUGGUGUUUAUAAAAGACCUUUAAACGUAUUUCAUUUGUUCAAAUCACUCUUUGCUUUAUUGUGAUUCAUCGAACACAUUUUCAUUACAAAAAUAGGUUGGGUUCUGACGUCUCGUAUAAAAUAACAGUACAUUGUUAGCUUGAUGACAAACUGAUUAAAAACAAUAAACACUUCUAAUCACA